AUGAUCACUACUGCGGGGUUUUUGUUUUCUCUCGGUGGGGCCCUUUCAGGUGUUGCUAUUCACCAUGGACUUUUCAUCCACGGGGAGUGGCAUCAUCAAGCACCGAACAUCCUACGAUCUUAUGCAGGUAUUUUCGGCUGCGUAGCAAUAUCUCAAAUGUUCAUUUACGGCUCGAAUGCUACUAGUAUACUGACUUCUGGUCUUGUCGUGGCAAGCAUAUUGCAUGUCUUCAGCUUGAUAGCAAGCAUCCUGGUCUACCGUGGCCUCUUUCAUCGCCUCAAUAACGCCAACUUUGAUGGUCCAUGGUGGGCACGAUACACUAAGAUUUGGCAGAUAUGGGAGAAUAGACACUCAAAGAAUCAUCUGUAUUUGCACAAGCUAUAUCAAAAGUACGGUGAUGUGGUGAGGACAGGUCCUGCCGAAGUCACCGUAUUCAUUCCCGAAGCUCAUGAAGCAGUUGGCGGCCGUCAGUCUGAGUGUAUAAAAUCGGAGUUUUAUGAUCUCUUAUGGCCCGAACAAGCCCUAUUUGCUGCUCGGAACAAAGCAGUCCAUGCAAAACGACGAAAAGACUGGCAGUAUGGAUUUUCUCCCUCAGCUAUUCAAUAUCAUGAGGCGAAGGUGCUCAAGUGGAUCGAUGAGCUUGACAGACAGCUAGAGGGAAAAGCCAAAGAUGGCUCGAUUGUCGAUGCGACUGAAUUUCUCCUAUGGUUCACAUUUGAUAUCAUGGGUGACUUCACUUUCAGUAAGUCAUUUGGGAUGCUUGAGAGCCAGAAAUGGCACAACAUAAUUGUCAAGACUCAGAAUGCUAGAACACUGUUGGGUCCGCUUACCGCAACGCCUUGGCUUCUGCAUAUUGGAGUAAAGUUACUACCACGGAUUCUGUGGGUAAAAGACUGGUACGAGUCAGUUGAGUGGUGCCAGGCACAGAUGGAGGAGAGGCUUUCAAAUGGAUCCCAGCCCGGAGUUCCAGAUCUUACCUCUUUUUUCAUGGAAAACAACAAGGGAGACAAAGCGGAUCCAUGGCUCAGAGGAGAUAGCUUGUUGGCGAUUCUGGCAGGCAGUGAGCCCACUGCUCAGAUCUUGGCAGCAAUCUUUCAUGAGCUCUCGAUGCACCCUAAGCAUAUAGACAAGAUUCGCGAAGAACUGAGCGAAGUGUGUAUUACCGACUUCAAGGCUCUGACAGAUCUGCCGCACCUCAAUGCUGUCAUUCAGGAGGCAAUGCGCCUCCAUCCAAAUCUUUUGACUGGGGGCAGCCGGAAGACAACAGAAAAUGGAGUCACUAUUGGCGAUGUAUACAUUCCUCCGCAUAUCACGGUGAUCACACCACACUACACUAUUGCCAGACGCGAGGAUUGCUUUGAACAAGGCACCAAAUUCAUCCCAGAACGCUGGACCACCAAACCCGAGAUGGUGCGCAAUCCAAAGGGACAUAUCCCUUUCAGCAUUGGUCAGUAUAACUGCAUUGGGCAACAUCUGGCAUGGCGUAUUAUGAGAUACACAGUCGCCCGGAUUGUUUGGAGGUAUACUUUCCACCUGGCACCAGGGUAUGAUGGACACAAUAUGGAGGGUGACAAGGUCGACAGAUUCACUGCCUUUCCUGGAAUUGUGCCACUUUGUUUCAAGCUCAGGGACUGAAAGAGUAUUUGAGUACGUGGUACUUGACGUUGGCUGAGAU
Messenger RNA from Mollisia scopiformis, 1675 nucleotides. RefSeq names its product cytochrome P450. The transcript has 6 exons. NCBI's taxonomy places the organism in Eukaryota, Fungi, Ascomycota, Leotiomycetes, Helotiales, Mollisiaceae. Gene Ontology annotation, molecular function: heme binding; monooxygenase activity; oxidoreductase activity, acting on paired donors, with incorporation or reduction of molecular oxygen. The record is from RefSeq and is a predicted model, not a curated record. Bases 1 to 1635 code for a protein of 544 amino acids.